Messenger RNA from Belonocnema kinseyi, 2899 nucleotides. It is a transcript of the gene eIF3c, whose product is annotated as eukaryotic translation initiation factor 3 subunit C. Lineage: Eukaryota; Metazoa; Arthropoda; Insecta; Hymenoptera; Cynipidae. Gene Ontology annotation, biological process: translational initiation. The transcript has 15 exons. The record is from RefSeq and is a predicted model, not a curated record. Gene Ontology annotation, molecular function: RNA binding; translation initiation factor activity; translation initiation factor binding. Gene Ontology annotation, cellular component: eukaryotic translation initiation factor 3 complex. The coding region runs from base 114 to 2786 and encodes 890 amino acids.
GAGUUGCAUGGGUUUUGUUGUGUGGAGUUGUGUGAGUCGUGAGUGGAUGUAAGUGGCAGAUAUCAAGAUUGUUAAUAAAAUAGGUGAAAUAAUUAUAUAUAUAAACAUUCAUCAUGAGUCGUUUCUUCGCAACUGGUACUGAUUCGGAGUCUGAUAGCUCGUCGGAAGAGGAGCAAGUACAACGCGCACCAGCAGCAGCUUUUACCUUCAGCGAUGAAGAAGAAGAGCAGAAGCGAGUUGUUCGCUCGACUAAAGAGAAGAGAUAUGAAGAGAUUACGAAUCUCAUUAAACUUAUUCGAAACUACAAAAAGAUCAAGGAUAUGAGUUGCAUGCUUACAAGUUUCGAAGAUUUGCAGCGGGCGUACCAAAAGGCACUGCCGGUCGUAAUGAAGGAAGAAAGUGGCCAAACGCCUCGUUUCUACGUACGAUGUUUGGUGGAAAUGGAAGACUUUAUCAACGAAGUCUGGGAAGAUCGCGAAGGACGUAAAAAUAUGUCUAAGAACAAUUCUAAGUCCCUGACCUCUUUGCGUCAGAAGCUUCGUAAAUAUAACAAAGAUUUCGAAGAGGACAUUGCUAAAUUCCGCGAAAAUCCUGACCAGGACGAUGAUGAAGAAGAUGAGAAAGCUGAAGAUGCUGAAGAGUCUGACGAUGAUGAAGAUCGUGCUGCUGCCUUCAAGAAGUCUAGCGUAGAACCUGUGCCAGAUGUUUCCAAAUUCAAGAAAGGUGCAACAGAUGGAGAUGAGGGAAGUGAAAGCGAUUCCGACUGGGGUAGUGAUUCAGACAGUGAUAGCACAAGCAGUGAUGACGAAGGCCAAUACCAGAACAUUCGUGAACGUUUCAUUAAAAAAACAACCGAUAAAGAAGGAGGAGACGAUGAAGAUAAAACAAAGAAGAAGGAGCAGAAACGAAAAGAUAAAGAUAGGAAAAAGAAGCGCGACGAGGAUGAUGGUGAAGGCGAGUGGGAAACAGUCAAAGGAGGAGUUGCGAUACCUUCGGAGAAGCCGAAAAUGUUCGCCAAGGACGCUGAAAUCAAUGUGCCUGCUGUUCUGAAGAAACUGACCGAAGUCCUUGCUUCUCGCGGUAAAAAGCGAACAGAUCGUCGCGAGCAAAUUGAACUUCUUCACGAACUUCAAUUGAUAUCAGACACACACAAUCUUGGACCAGCGGUCACUAUUAAAAUCAAAUUUUCAAUCGUCUCCUCAAUCUUCGAUUAUAAUCCUAAAGUUUCCGACGCCAUGAAACCGGAGUACUGGUCAAAAUUGCUUGAACGUAUCUCUGAAAUGUUGGACAUGAUACUAAACACACCAGAUUUGCUGAUCGCUGAAACAGUUUCUGAAGAAGAAGAAGAGUACGAGAAGCCACCCUACAAAAUGCAUGGAUGUGUUCUCACUUUGGUGGAGCGACUCGACGAGGAGUUUACGAAACUUUUGAAGGAAUGCGAUCCUCACAGCAAUGAAUACGUCGAAAGAUUGAAGGAUGAAAAGCAAGUCGCUUCAAUUAUAGACAAAGUGCAGGAGUAUCUUGAGAGGAAAGGAACCGUUUCCGAAAUUUGCAGAGUCAACAUGCGCAAAAUUGAGCAUCUUUAUUACAAAUUCGAUCCCACUGUUCUCAAGCAACAUGAUGGUGAGAUUCCCGCUGACGUUGUUACAUCCGUUCAAGUAAUGGAGAAGCUGUGCAAGUACGUCUAUGCUUAUGACGGAACCGACAGGCUCCGAACUCGUGCAAUUUUGUCGCACAUUUAUCACCACGCGUUACACGACAACUGGUUCCAAGCUAGAGAUCUUCAGCUGAUGUCUCAUUUACAAGAAACUAUCCAACAUUCCGAUCCAGCUACUCAGAUUUUGUACAAUCGUACAAUGGCUCACUUGGGACUUUGCGCUUUUCGUCACGCAAACAUCAAAGAGGCUCACAAUUGCCUGGUAGAUCUGAUGAUGACUGGAAAGGUCAAGGAACUUUUGGCUCAGGGUCUGUUGCCUCAGCGUCAACACGAGCGUAGCAAAGAACAGGAAAAGAUAGAAAAGCAAAGGCAAAUGCCCUUCCACAUGCACAUCAAUCUCGAACUGCUCGAAUGCGUUUAUCUUGUCUCUGCAAUGCUCAUCGAAAUCCCUUACAUGGCUGCUCACGAAUUCGAUGCGAGGAGAAGGAUGAUUUCAAAGACCUUCUAUCAGCAACUGAGGUCAAGCGAACGUCAAUCUUUAGUAGGUCCACCUGAGUCCAUGAGAGAACACGUGGUCGCAGCAGCCAAGGCUAUGCGAAAUGGAAACUGGGCUGGUUGUAACAACUAUAUUAUCAACGAGAAGAUGAACGCUAAAGUUUGGGAUUUGUUCUACCAAGCAGACAAAGUUCGCGCGAUGCUGACGAGGUUGAUCAAGGAAGAAGCACUCAGAACUUAUCUCUUUACUUAUUCACACGUUUACGAUUCGAUUGCGAUUCCCAGAUUGGCAGACAUGUUCCAACUAAAAAAAGCUCUUGUUCUUUCGACGAUCAGUAAAAUGAUCAUCAAUGAAGAACUUAUGGCAUCGCUAGACGACCCAACAGAAACUGUUGUGAUGCACCGCAGUGAACCUAGUCGUCUCCAAUCAUUGGCUCUUCAACUUACUGACAAGGUGAACAACUUGGUCGAUUCCAACGAGCGCAUCUUCGAAAUGAAACAAGGUAACUUCUUCUCGAGAGGUGGAAACCAAGGCAAUUUCCGCGACCGACAAAACUACAAUCGCCAAGGUCAAGAUUGGGGACGCCAAAGACGUGAUCGUGAUCGCAACCGUGAAGAGAAUCGUAAUUAUUGAUCGAAGCAUUGAACAUCAUAAGCUUCCUCGUAAGUUGUACUACGUUUUUAUAUCAAUGAAACAAAAAAAGUAUUAGGUCUAAUAUAAUAAAUGAUGUCAUUGUAUCCUAUAAA